Molecule: messenger RNA, 1479 nt
Organism: Rhagoletis zephyria (snowberry fruit fly)
Lineage: Eukaryota; Metazoa; Arthropoda; Insecta; Diptera; Tephritidae
Source: RefSeq, a predicted model, not a curated record
AUGGUCGAUGACCGAGGCACCUCUCUCUCCGGUGGACAAAGGGCAAGAAUAAGUCUUGCAAGAGCCCUUUACACUGACGCCGAUUGCUACCUUUUAGAUGAUCCCCUUUCUGCAGUAGAUUCCUCCGUUUCUAAGCACAUUUUCGAAAAGUGCAUUAAGGAGUAUCUGCGCAACAAGUGCGUCAUUCUGGUCACCCAUCAGUUGCAAUUCAUCAAACAGGCUGAUCAGAUUGUGGUGCUCAAGGACGGUGCCUGUUUUGCUUGUGGCUCGUACAUUGAAUUACUUAACAAAGCAACAGUUGUACCAGAUCAACAAACAGAAAAAUCUCCAGAAGGCAGUCCAUCAAGUAGACGACAGUCGAUUCGUCGACGAAUUGAGUCUUUCAAUGAACGGCACAGUCGGUCAAACUCCUACAUUGAGAGUGACCACGAAUCAAUGUAUGAUGAAGUGAGCAUUCUCGACUACGUUCAAGCAGCUGAAAGUCGAGAGCGUUCCAAUCAGCCAACCUCUCUCGAACUACCCAACAGUGAACGAUCAACAAGCUCAAAACCUAAAAAAAGAGUGAGACAAUUAUCGGAGGUUGACGCUAACUACCUAGUUAGCGUCGAACGUGUCGUCGAAUUUGGUGAACUAGAAAAAGAACCACUUGAAGAAUGCAUCCAAGAGCCGCAUGAAAGUUGGCCACAACGAGGCAAUAUUGUUUAUGAAAAUGUGUCACUGGCAUAUGAUGGAGCUGGAGAUGAUCCACCGCAAUUGGUUUUAAGAGACCUAAACUUCAACAUUAAAGGUGGUGAAAAAGUAGGAAUUGUUGGCCGAACCGGAGCUGGUAAAUCGUCACUGAUCACUACUUUGUUUCGAUUGACUCAACCGACUGGUCAAAUAUUCAUUGAUAACAUUGACACUGCUGAUAUAAGUCUAUCGAGGUUACGGCGAGGGCUUGCGAUCAUUCCACAAGAACCAAUUCUCUUUUCAGGAACCAUUCGUCGUAAUUUAGACCCUUUUAAUGAGAAGAGUGACGAAGAACUGUGGGAUGCAAUCGACAAAGUACAACUUAAAACAAAAAUUCAGUCUUUUCCUUCAAAACUGGAUAGUUCUGUUUCAGAAUGUGGCUCUGACUUUUCUGUCGGGCAAAAACAAUUGAUUUGCUUGGCUCGGGCCAUCUUGCGGCGUUCUCCAAUUCUCAUCUUAGACGAAUGUACAGCUGCUGUGGACCCUCGAACAGACAGUUUGAUUCAACAAACCAUUCGAAAUGAAUUCGCCAACAACACAGUGCUCACCAUUGCCCAUCGCUUAAACACAAUAAUUGAUAAUGAGCGUGUCAUGGUCCUGGAUCAGGGCCGCUUGGUGCAGUUUGACUCACCUUAUGAGCUUAUCAAACAAAAAUCAGGCAUCUUUUCUGAGCUUUUUGAUAAUCACACCCAAGAAGUGAAAAAUGAACUACUAAAAGCAGCUGAAAAAGUUUAUAAUAGCAAAAAAUAG